This is a messenger RNA of Sphenostylis stenocarpa, 591 nucleotides long. The record is from the annotation of a GenBank genome assembly. Lineage: Eukaryota; Viridiplantae; Streptophyta; Magnoliopsida; Fabales; Fabaceae.
AUGAGUCAACUCGGUCUCAUUUUACAGGAUUCGCUCCGUCCAGAGAGAGAAGCAAGAACCAUCCUGGGUCUGUUAACGGACCAAAUGGAUUCCGUCGAUGGAGCUCAACGGAGGAGACGGACGCUCAAAGAACGUCUUCGAUUCGCCGGAAUCGGCUGUUGUGGGGCCACCUGGGUUUUCCGACCAACCCUCAGGGACGAAGGAGGAACACAACCACCACCACCACAACAACAACAACAAACAAACCGGGUUCAAGAUCCGAACCCGAACAGAGCCGAAUGCGAGGGCCCGAGCGGGUCGGGUUCGGGCAUGAAUCUUGCGGCGGCGCUAGCGGCGGAACGGCAGUUUCGGGAAUCUGAAGAGGGGAGGGUGUCGUUGAUGCGGCUGUUGGAGGAGACGGAGGGUGGUGGUGGGGAUGGAGCGGUGGGGAAUGAUUCGGUGUGCUGCGUGUGCAUGGGAAGGAAGAAAGGCGCGGCAUUUAUCCCGUGUGGGCACACUUUCUGUAGGGUUUGUUCGAGAGAAAUGUGGUCGAACAGAGGUACCUGUCCCCUUUGUAACCGUUCCAUUCUCGACAUUCUCCACAUCUUCUGA